Orbilia oligospora ATCC 24927 is the source of this 1659-nucleotide messenger RNA. RefSeq lists its product as uncharacterized. The record is from RefSeq and is a predicted model, not a curated record. Lineage: Eukaryota; Fungi; Ascomycota; Orbiliomycetes; Orbiliales; Orbiliaceae. Gene Ontology annotation, molecular function: ubiquitin protein ligase activity; ubiquitin conjugating enzyme binding. The coding region runs from base 1 to 1659 and encodes 552 amino acids. Gene Ontology annotation, biological process: protein polyubiquitination; positive regulation of proteasomal ubiquitin-dependent protein catabolic process; ubiquitin-dependent protein catabolic process. Gene Ontology annotation, cellular component: cytoplasm; ubiquitin ligase complex. The transcript has a single exon.
AUGGAGGAGGAAUCUACUCCAACAAAGGCCUGGGUCCAGAUCACCAUCACAGCUGAUAACGAUUUGAUAUCAGCAGUGACUUCAGUGCUGUAUUUCUGGUUUCAUUUCUUACUUUGGUUCCUGCCUCCUUUCCAAGACAAGAUCCAUAUUCUCAUUGGCCUAGAGAAAAGCUGCCCCGACGGUUUGAAACAUUUCUCAGCGCUCCCCAAUUACACCGUCAAUUUGUUCGCCCAGAACGGUCAACCUAACACCAUCGGCCUCUCACAAAAGGAAGAUACAAGAAUGUUCAUACGGAAGGCGUACCAGAGAUACUUACACCGGAAGUAUUCUGAGACAAAUCAACACGAUAUGCCCUUCUCAAUUAAUGACGAUGGAGUAAUUCAAAAGGUAUUCGAGUGGCGGACCCUUAAGCAACGAAGCGGAUCCUCAAUCUACAAUGCUCUUCAGAACUGUACCUUGAAGAACUUGGAAACAUCGAUAUCACUCAUACUGGUAUGGCAACUCUGCAAAGACUUUGGAACUUUCAGUUUCCCUUGGACGGACAACGACAUCGAUUCUAGUACCUGGCGACAGUUAGUAGAAUACUCCUUUUUCGGUAGCGAUCGAAGUUGGUCUCCAAUCUCUUUUAAGAAGCCGAUAGAAGAACUAGGUAUUUGUGAGAUCAGAAACAGGAUCGCGGUUCUUGGGGAAAGCAUUGGUUGGUCUCCGGAUAUCGAUGAAGAAAUCCCGGAUUCUGAAGAAAUCGUUGCAUUCAGGCAAGAAGUCGAGGUCACUUGCUUCUUUUGCUAUGAUCAAAAGCCAAUGUGGCAAAUUUGCGUUCUUCACUGUGAACACGCUAGCUGUCUUGAUUGCAUCAAACGAAAUUACCAGAUGUGUCUGAAAGAUACAAGCCGAUUACCCCCAACCUGUUGCAAGAAAUACCCGCUCAUUUACACAAGCGUUGCGGCCGAUAGUAUCGCUGAAAUCUACAAACUCGCCCGAUGGAUUGCUACCGGAAGCAACCCUUCCCCUCUUGGAAGAUGUUACAACUGCGACAAGGAUAUUUGGCCUGGGGCUGAAUGUGGAGAUAUUGGUUUCUGUAUCUCUUGCGAAAAGAGAACGUGCUUGAGAUGUAAUAUCAAGUGGCACGAUUUUGCAAGAGUUGACUGUCGACUUGGACAACUUGGUGGCUUUGUCGCUAUGAUUGCUGCUAAUAAGUGGGCCCAGUGUUAUCGAUGUGGCCUUGUGGUUGAACGCAGAGACGGCUGUGCGCAUAUUAAGUGUCGUUGUGGAGCCGAUUUCUGCUACUAUUGUGGUGGAAAGUGGCCGAGAUGUCCAUGCAGAACGGACGGGAAAAAGGCAGAAGUUAACACUAGACGCGAUCAACCUUCUGAAGAUAGUGGAGAAAGAUACACGAAGCGAUUGAGGGCUAAGCAUCACUCAAGGGCCUUUACCACCGAUAAGAAGUUUAAGGAGGUUGCGGAUGCGUUGCAGUUACUCAGGAUUAUAAAGACGUACCAGGCAAACGUUGUUAGGGAGAUAGGUAAUCUGAGAAAAAUAUUACUUAUUUUGAGAGAGCAGGAAGAGGACAAUCUUGAGUAUGAUCAUGUCAGCGCCGUGUUGAAUGAAUAUAUGGAAGGGAUGAUGGAGACUUGGGCAUUGGAUGGAGCGUUGAUAUAA